AUGGCCAACUGGGAGAAGAGACCCCUGGGCAGCUUUCAGGGUGAGGGCAGCCCUGACUGCAGGCUCGCAGGAGCAGGCAGCGGGCCAGCUGGCUCUGGCACCCGUCCCGGCAGCCAGUCCUGCCCCUUCACUGUGACUCUGCAAAACAGCGGGGCGGCGGCGGUGACGAUGACGAUGGCUGGGCCAGGAGGAAGCAGAGCGGCCCGGCUGGGAGCUGCCCUGCUCGGGGCAGAGCAGAGGGCUCGGCUGGGCAGGAAGGAGGAAGGCCAAGGCCGGCUGGCAGCCACAGCCAUGGCCGAGCCCGAUGACCGGAGCAUUCACACACAGCACAUCUCGGCCGUACACGACGUGCCCAUGCGCGUCCUCAUCCGGCCCAUCCCGUCGGAGCUGGAUCCGGGGAAAGUGCAGAGCCUGGUGGAGACCCUGCAGGAAGAUCCUGAGCGGGUGCCCCCCAUCGACGUGCUCUGGGUCAAAGGCAGCGAGGGUGGUGACUACUUCUACUCCUUCGGGGGCUGCCACCGCUUCGCCGCCCACCAGGCACUCCAGAGGGAGACCAUCCCCGCCAAGAUCAUCCCCUCCACCCUCAGCGACCUCCACACCUAUCUGGGCUCCUCCACACCCCACCUGCGCUAGCCCAGCACCGCGAGGAUGCACCCGCAGCCCCCCUUGUCCCCGUUGGUUCCCACCCGCGGGCCCCGUGAGCCCCUGGUGAAGAUGGGGUGGGGGUCCCCCAGCCCUAAGGGGGUCCCCGGGGUCCCUCCAACAGGGAUAGGAUCAGUGUCCUCCAACCCUGGAGUGUCCCCGGGGUUCCUCCAGCCCGGGUGGGCUCAGGAUCCUCCAACCCUGAGGGGCGUCCCUGGAGUCUCUCCAGCCGGGAUGGGGUCAGGGUCCCGCCGGUACCGGGAGGUGUCCGGGGCUCGGCAGAGCGGCAGGUGGCGAUAUUGUGCCGCGCUCCGCCGCCACGAGAGACCGCGGGGACCGGCACGGGACGGGACGGGAUGAACCAGGACGGGACGGGAUGAACCAGGACGGGGUGAACUGGUUGGGGUGGGCUGAAUCGGGGCACGGCUCAGCCGGGAAUAGCUGAACGGUGAUGGAACGGGAGGAACCGGGGCAUGGCUCAACCGGGAAUGGCUGAACCGGGACAGGAGGGGCUUAACCGGGGCACGACUCAACCGGGACGGACUGAAGCAGGGCACACUGGAACUGGGACAGGUCACAGCCCGUCCGAGGCACAGAUGUACCAGGAAGGGAUACAGACGGACCGGGAAGGCAUAGAAGCAAAGCAGGACACAGCCCAAUCAAGACACAGAGGUACUGGAAGGAGGUAC
Molecule: messenger RNA, 1331 nt
Organism: Empidonax traillii (willow flycatcher)
Lineage: Eukaryota; Metazoa; Chordata; Aves; Passeriformes; Tyrannidae
Gene: SRXN1
Product: sulfiredoxin 1
Exons: 3
Coding region: 1-633 (210 amino acids)
Biological process (GO): cellular response to oxidative stress
Cellular component (GO): cytoplasm
Molecular function (GO): sulfiredoxin activity
Source: RefSeq, a predicted model, not a curated record